UGAUUGCGGUUUGACUGGUAGUGGUCUUAGCUGGUCCAUAACACUUUUGCUUGUCUCCAUCAUCUGCUGCAUAAAUCAAGCAUUGAGUGACAAGUGCAUUGGACAACUCAAUAAAUUCUAAUGUAUUGCACAUUUAAAAAUAUAUAUAGUAGUAGCUAGAUGACCCUUCACACACACAAAUACAGUUACAGAGAGUGUGUCAGUGUAAACCAUAGUAAACUUAGCUAUGGUGCAUACUAUUCUGUAGCAGCUCAUCUCACGAGCCAUGUGACAUAGAGAGAGUCUCUUCUACAGCACUGAAAGGGAAGCAGAGCAACCCCCUUUCAGAAGCGCUGAGUGAACAUGUGUGGCUCACGACUGGCCAGGAUGUUCUUUAAUAUACGGUUGCUAUGGAAAUGGAUGACAUGAAUGGAUCAGUACGGCUAAAAAAUCUCCUCGACCCCUCCUCACCUCGUGUUUUUACAGAAAUCACUGCGAACAACCUGACGCGUCAUAAGGAGAUCGGCUGAGUCCAGUGGAGCUGGCGCUGAGCAGAGGGGCUGAGGAUUGGCUUCUGCCCGCUCUAGCACCAGGAUCCUCUACAGCCGUCUGGGGUGAGGGGUGGAGGAGACGAGGUGCCUGGCUGGGGCUGGGUGGAUGUUGCCUGGAGGAGGGGGGGCCACGGCAGCAGCAGAGGCAGCGGGAGGAAGAUGGCAUCCACAUGCAUGCAGAUCUUCGCCUUCAUCCUGGCAUUGCUGGGCAUCAUGGGGGCCAUGGUGGCCACACUGCUGCCCAAUUGGAAGGUGAGUGCUGAUGUGGGCUCCAACAUCAUCACAGCCAUCUCCCAGAUGCAGGGGCUGUGGAUGGACUGCACCUGGUACAGCACCGGCAUGUUCAGCUGCACCUUGAAGUACUCAGUGCUGUCGCUGCCCGCCUACCUGCAGACUGCCCGCACCACCAUGGUGCUGUCCUGUGUGAUGGCUGCCAUGGGCCUGUGCCUGGCCUCCCUGGGCCUCAAAUGUACCCGCUGGGGAGGCGGCCGGCGCUCCAAGAGGCAUGCGGCCAUCGCCAGUGGGGGCUGCUUCAUCGCCGCCGGCUUCCUGUGCCUGGUGCCCGCUUCCUGGUUCACCAACGAGGUCAUCACUAACUUCCUGGACCGCAGCGUGCAUGAGAGCAAUAAGUUUGAGCCCGGGGGGGCCGUGUACGUGGCCUUCCUGUCGGCAGGCUUCCUCUUGGUGGGGGGGUCCAUCUUCUGCGUGUCGUGCUCGGGGAAGAGGCCCGGUCACCAGGACAUGAUCUUACUGCCCCCCCCCAAUAAACUCUUACUGCAGCAGAAACAGCAGCUCCUACAGCAACAACAGCUCCUACAGCAACAGCAGCAGGACCAGCUCCAGCACCAGUACUGCUCCCUCUCCCCACUAGACAAUAAGACAGGCUACAGCCUGCAGGACUAUGUGUAGGCUAAAGCAGCAAGCCACUUGCUACUGCUAGGCAGACCAGUUAGGGGAAACAACUACGGCUUACAUUGAGUAAGAGAUGGAGGAGGAGGAAACGAGAGAGGAGGGGAUCGACUUUGAUGGCGGUUUUUUUUCUCCCCCCAUCAUAUCUCUUUCUUUCUCCCCUCUUUUUCUGUUCUGCGAGCACAAGCAGUGGAGGUAUUCCCCGAGCAGCCCCUUGGACAGACGGAUGGUGAAUGUGAAAUGCAGCACAGCCGGGGGAGGAAGGAAGGCGCUGCAGAAUGGGAGGGGAGCCGCAGCUGAACACAUGCAGAUACCCCAGCAGUCAUCAGUAAAUCACAUUGAGUUCCCGGGGGAAUGGAUCAGCUGAUAACAAGCCUCCUGUUAAUUUCCUUUUCCUCGCCAAAGGUUUGAAUUAAUAAGCAAUCAUUUAGCUGCUAAUAAUCGUUUGGUAACCACCUAUUCGGCAAGUCGGCAAUAUUUAUAUUAUUGUCUCAAAGAGGCAAUAAAAGUAUGUGGAAUUCCCUUUUCAUAAGCAAGCUACUGUUGUUUUGAACUAUCCACUAGAUAUGCUAGUUGUUGGGACUGAUUUAAGAAACUGUCUUAUUUUUGUAGCUAAUGGACUGACUGAUAUUUUUGCCUAAGCAUGCUGUCUGGAGCCUGUCUGUGUAUAAUGCAGAGGAAUGCCUGUUAGAGACUGAGACGUACGUAGUGUAGCCAACACAAUGACUAAAAAGCUGUAGUACAUUAUCCUUCCCGCUUAAACUGUUCAAAGAGUGCUGUCAGAAUUAGUAAAUAGGGUUCUGGGUUUGGAGAUGGAACAGAACGGCAUACAAACAAAAUCCUGGAUCUCACCCUGCAGGUAGAGACAGAGAGACAAACAGACAGAGGGAGAGAGACAGAGAGAGACAGAGAGAGAGAGAGACAGAGA
Molecule: messenger RNA, 2367 nt
Organism: Coregonus clupeaformis (lake whitefish)
Lineage: Eukaryota; Metazoa; Chordata; Actinopteri; Salmoniformes; Salmonidae
Product: claudin-20-like
Exons: 2
Coding region: 690-1439 (249 amino acids)
Biological process (GO): cell adhesion; bicellular tight junction assembly
Cellular component (GO): bicellular tight junction; plasma membrane
Molecular function (GO): structural molecule activity
Source: RefSeq, a predicted model, not a curated record